CUCUCGAGAAGAAGAAGAAGACGAAGCCCCCAACAAACAAAUUGAAACAAACAGUUCGUCAGGACAUAUAUAUCUUUAUUUUUUUUUCAUCUUCCACCAUUGAUUGUUGUGAGAGAGAACUAAAGUUAAAAGCCUCUCUCACUCAAAGUUUCUUUCUUUGUAGAUCUGAAAAAUUCGAUUUUUUUUUUCUUCCUUUUCUUCUCUCGAUUCAUCCGCCAUUUUUGCGAAAAAGGAUUGAUUGCGAGAUCGGAGAGAGAGAGGGAGGGAGAAAAUGACGCAUAGAGUAGAUCAGGAAUAUGAUUAUUUGUUUAAGAUCGUGUUGAUCGGUGAUUCUGGUGUUGGGAAAUCUAACAUCUUGUCCAGAUUCACCAGGAAUGAGUUUUGCUUGGAAUCUAAAUCCACCAUUGGUGUUGAAUUCGCCACCAGAACUACUCAGGUGGAAGGAAAGACAAUUAAGGCCCAGAUCUGGGAUACUGCAGGUCAGGAGAGGUACAGAGCUAUCACCAGUGCUUAUUACAGAGGCGCAGUCGGUGCACUUCUUGUCUACGAUAUUACCAAGAGACAGACCUUUGACAAUGUCUUGAGGUGGCUGCGUGAACUGAGAGACCAUGCAGAUUCCAACAUUGUGAUCAUGAUGGCUGGGAACAAAUCUGAUCUGAACCACUUGAGAUCCGUUGCUGAGGAAGAUGGUCAGAGUUUGGCCGAGAAGGAAGGUCUCUCUUUCCUGGAGACAUCAGCUCUUGAAGCUACAAACGUGGAGAAAGCGUUUCAGACCAUCUUAGGAGAGAUCUACCAUAUCGUAAGCAAAAAGGCACUGGCUGCACAAGAAGCAGCAGCAGCUAACUCCGCAAUCCCUGGGCAAGGAACUACGAUUAACGUUGAUGACACAUCUGGAGGCGCGAAACGAGCAUGUUGCUCUUCUUAAAACUAAAAGGUUAAACGGGUUUGUUCGGCUUGUUCACUCUUCAAAGAUUCAAAAACUUUUGUUUUUUUCACUGGCUUCUCUUCUUUCCAAGUUUUGGCUGAUGAAACGUAACUAUGCAAAGACUAUGUAGAAUACUUCUGUUCUGUCUGAUUUACUCUUCUGUUGGGUGUUUGUGUUCAGUUUAAAGCUUGUGAGAUUAGUCAGUAAAGCUUGUUAGUAUUAUAUACUUUAUUCUUAUCGCCGUUGGUGUGUUCCACUCAUUUCUGGUUUAUAAAGUUUUUUUUGUUUC
Molecule: messenger RNA, 1214 nt
Organism: Camelina sativa (false flax)
Lineage: Eukaryota; Viridiplantae; Streptophyta; Magnoliopsida; Brassicales; Brassicaceae
Product: ras-related protein RABA2c
Molecular function (GO): GTP binding; GTPase activity
Source: RefSeq, a predicted model, not a curated record